AUGGCUGAAGACAUGUGUAUUUCACCACUUACACCGACCAGCUUUCUUCCCAAGGACACUCCACUCGUUGAAGAAACCCAGUCGCCAGUUUCGCCUCGUCUCAGCGUGGAAGACUUGGCUUCACUACUCAGGGAGAUCCCUGGAUGGUCUAGCUGUGCUGGUUGUGUGGUGGCCGAGUCCCUCGAAGAGGAGUGUGCGAAGCCUUUGGACAUGGUAUCGAAGUUGAACCUGGCUUGCGACGACCACACUCCCACAGAUUCGGGUGUCAGUCUGGAUGUGAAUGUCAAUGGGACUGAAAGUGAGAACAGUGAGCCUCUAGUAUGUCGACGAUCAUCGAGUAUCUAUUCUGACGACCCUGUGCUGCAAGAGAUUGAAAUUGCUGACGAGAUCCAGGGCCCUUCCACUUCUGCGAAGCCGCGACUCAGAAUUGAUACCAAGGCCGGUUGUGAGCUGAAUGCCUGGGCUAUCAGAGCGCGAUACUAUCCAACUGAGAGUUGCAAUGAAGACUCGAGUUGGCCCAUUUCGGAUUCAGGUUCUUCUAUCGAGGAGUACUUCGAACCACCUCUCAAGGAGGGUUCUGAGGAACCUUCCGAGGACGAGAACUCUGAUGAUGGGGAUUCUGAUGGCGAGAACUCCGGUGAUGGGGAGUCUGAUGAUGAAGACUACCUUGCAACUCCAGUGAAAAGAAAGUUGGCCUGGCAAAGAUGGUUCGCUGCAUCAAAGCCUCACGUGCCACGGGGCCAGUGGUGGGGUGUUGUGUGGGAACAAGAAGUGCAAAAGAUCAAAAUGAGAGAGAUUCGCAACCGGGGCUAUUGGCUGUCACCUGUGAGCGGAGAACCUGCACGCUUCUGUGAGAGCCCCGAGAGUUAUUAUGAUGAAGAAGACUCGGAUGAGGGGAGUUCCAGUGGUGAUGAGGAUAGUAGCGACGAUGAGGAAGAUGUUGAAUCUCCCCGCAAGGCUCUGGAGAGCAGGAUUUACACUUGGGCAGAAAAUGUCGACAGUCUCAGUACACUGCGCUCCCAAUUUUGUGAGAGCCCCAAGGACUAUGAUCAAAGUGAUGCCCCUCCUAACACUCCUGCAGAAAAUGGCGCCGAAGUCCCAUGCUACAAUACCGUCACAGAAGCAGACCUCCAAUCUUUCCGCGAAGAGUAUGCACGACUCCUGGCUGCGCCUAAGAGCGAGGCUGAGGAGGGAUCCAUGUCUCCAAAGAAGUCAGCGGGGAUUUCUCCUAUCGAAGCUUUUGUUGACAGUCCAGCGUUUAUAAUCAGUCCUACCGAUAUCUUCGAAUCAUUCCACGAGUUGGCCCACGCCAAUCGUGAAUUCAACUUUGUCUUCCGCGACUUGAAGCAGUCGUUCCCCAUCGAGGAUGAUGCCGUCUCACCAACAACUGCUCUCCCUCGACUUCUAGCCGAUCACCGCGCUCCGUUGGAGACAAAGUUGGUUAAGAAUAAGCCCCCAUGUUUCAAGUUGUGGAGCCGAGUCAAAAAGGCCAUCAAAUCCUACUACAAGUUGAAGAAGUCGUCUCGACCUUGA
Messenger RNA from Exophiala bonariae, 1533 nucleotides. RefSeq lists its product as uncharacterized. The transcript has a single exon. Bases 1 to 1533 code for a protein of 510 amino acids. The record is from RefSeq and is a predicted model, not a curated record. NCBI's taxonomy places the organism in Eukaryota, Fungi, Ascomycota, Eurotiomycetes, Chaetothyriales, Herpotrichiellaceae.